AUGGCGGGGCAGCAAAUAUCGGUCCCUCUGAGCCACACCCAUCACCAGCAGAUGAAGCGGCAGCCGCUGAGCCACCUGGUAGUCAAGGCCACGACCGCAGCCACAGCCGGAGGCUCUCUCCUGGUGCUAUCCGGCCUCACUCUGGCCGGCACCGUGGUGGCGCUCACCCUGGCCACCCCGCUGCUGGUGAUCUUCAGCCCUGUGUUGGUGCCGGCGGUGAUAACGGCUUUCCUGGUGGCAUCGGGGUUUGUGGCCUCAGGGGGGUUUGGUGUGGCGGCCAUCAGCGUGCUGACGUGGAUAUACCGCUACGUGACGGGGAAGAAGCCCGCGGGGGCAGAGCAGCUGGACACCGCCAGGGAUAAGGUGACAGGGAAGGCCAGGGAGAUGAAGGACAGGGCAGAACAGUACACCCAUACGGCUACUACUUGA
This is a messenger RNA of Striga hermonthica, 429 nucleotides long. Lineage: Eukaryota; Viridiplantae; Streptophyta; Magnoliopsida; Lamiales; Orobanchaceae. The record is from the annotation of a GenBank genome assembly.